Molecule: messenger RNA, 1603 nt
Organism: Amphimedon queenslandica
Lineage: Eukaryota; Metazoa; Porifera; Demospongiae; Haplosclerida; Niphatidae
Product: Bsh-like
Exons: 2
Coding region: 121-1332 (403 amino acids)
Biological process (GO): regulation of DNA-templated transcription
Molecular function (GO): DNA-binding transcription factor activity, RNA polymerase II-specific; DNA binding
Source: RefSeq, a predicted model, not a curated record
GCAGACGUUAGCUAAAACUGCAAACAGGACAAAGCCUUCCUGCCUGCUCUCUUGAAACACGGUCAUUGUCUCUUCUUAGCCGGAGAAGAUACAGCAUUAGCUCAUUGCUGCCAUUGCUCAAUGAAAACUGGCCUUUUGCUUCACUACAAUCAACCUUCUGCUUCUCCUUCUUCAAAGAUGAUGCUUGCAACUUAUCCCUCACCUGCACACCAGCAGCAACAAGCUACAUCUCCUCCUGCUUUUAGCGCCAUAUCUCAGAGGACUCACCCUGCUGCUGGCGGCCUCCUUUCUACAGCCACAGGAUUCAUACCAACUGCUCUGCCACUCGCAAUUGCUCCUUCGGCUGUGUUUGGACACCAUCAUCACCACCACCAGCCCGUAGCUCUGAGGGGACCUGUUCCAGCCCCACAGAUCCUACAGCACCAUUUCGCCUCUGUGAAAGUAGAGGAGGCCAAGAGGAGAAGCGAGAGCCCGAGGAGUCGUUCACCAUCUUCAACACCGCCGGCUCCACAGGCCAGCAAGCCACAGCACACAGCAUUCUCCAUUGAUGCCAUAUUGAGCAAGAAAGAUGAGCCCAAGAAGCAUAUAAGCAGCAGUAGUACCAGCAGUGAAGUCUCCCUAGCACCUCAUCAGACUUCACUCCUUGCCUCUCCUCCGUCAGUGGGACACACACCACACUUGACAAGGACUACUGCAAACGGGCUAUUCUACAUCUACACUGCAGCAAGUCCUACUGCAACUGGAGGACAUCCUACUGUUGUACAAGCGGCUCAAAAUCCUUCUCCAUUUUCACCUUUUGCCAGUCUGAGAGGCCAUCAUUUUGAUCAUCAUCAUCACCAUCACCAUGAACUACAAAGAUCUCCAUUAGGACCACUUGUUCUACCACCACCAGAGCCAUCAGUCCUACUCUCAUCAAAGCUCAAGAGAAAGAGAAAGCUCAGGACUGUCUUUACAGAGAAGCAGCUUGAGGGUCUAGAGACGAAGUUCUCCGAAAAGAAGUACCUAUCAGUUCCUGAUAGAAUGGAGCUGGCAAACAGACUUGAGUUGAGCGAGACACAGGUGAAGACCUGGUUCCAAAACCGACGAAUGAAAUGCAAGAAGCAGCAACAGGUCGAACAAGGAAGCAGUGGGGAAGGCUGCAGCGAGAAAGACGAAGAGAAAGACGGAGAAGAAUUUGAAGAAGAAGAAAUCGAAGAAGAUGAAGACGACUUGGAAUCAAACUGCUCAAAGAGAUUGAAACUCUGCAGCUCAAGCAGUUCACCUCAGUCUCCUGAGAGUGACUGCUGCGGUGAUUAUACUAACACACCUACUAGCAGUCACUUGCAGUCAUGAUACACUCUAGACUUAUAAAUAUAUAUAUAUCUUAUAUUAUUUUUGUAUUAUAGUAUCUGCUAAUAUUGCUUUUUGUCUUAUCCCUGUCCCGCUUUCACAUACUCCAUCAUGCACACUUUUCCUUCUCUACAGAAAUAACAUUUAUAUUCUAUUUUUCCUUCCUGAUAUCUUAUACUAUGAUAGCAUUAUUAUUGAAAUUAUUAUUAUUAUUAUUGAUUUGAAAGUGAUUCUGUAUUGACUGGUAUCAUUUAUAGAAAACAUUACUGAUAAA